Molecule: messenger RNA, 1784 nt
Organism: Rubroshorea leprosula
Lineage: Eukaryota; Viridiplantae; Streptophyta; Magnoliopsida; Malvales; Dipterocarpaceae
Source: the annotation of a GenBank genome assembly
GUUCAAUUCGUUCGACGUUCUUGCCGCCGGACCUCCAUAGCUCCAAUGAAACAACAUUCCCGUAUCCUGCUAUCAACCAUCAUAUCAUUGCUCUGCCUCGUCGGUGCAUCAUGGGGUGCAACGGAGGCCGAGAUUCUCAUCAAGUUCAAGAACUCCAUGUCCAGUGUCGCUUCCCUUAACGGUUGGGAUGAAUCUGUCAGUCCUUUCAAUGGCAACAGUUCAAACUUGACCGGAUUGUGUUGCACCCAACCAACUUUCGGCAGAAGAAUAUCACCUUGCAAACCCGGAAGCGCAAAGCUUCACUUCGGUCGGAAUGGUAGGGAGAGUUUCGAGUUGCCGGACCUCCUCCGUGCCUCGGCUGAGGUGCUCGGCAGUGGCGGAUUUGGGUCGUCGUACAAGACCUUGCUUCUGGGUGGGCACGCCAUUGUUGUCAAGAGGUUGCAGAGAAUGAAUAUUGUCGGAAAGGAAGAGUUCCGGGAGCAUAUGAGGAGGCUCGGGCAGCUGUCGCAUCCGAAUUUACUUCUCCUCGUCCCGUUCAAACAUAAGAAGGAAGAGAAGCUUUUGGUGUCUGAUUAUGCUCAGAACGGAAGCUUGGCGAGUCACCGUCACGGUCGGCGAACUCCGGAAAAACCGGGCCUUGACUGGCCGACUCGAUUGAGGAUUAUUAAAGGUGUCGCAAGGGGGCUUGCUUACCUCUACCAAGAGCUUCCCAAAACCCUAGCCCUACCCCACGGUCAUCUGAAAUCCUCGAACGUAGUUCUCGACGGUGAAUUUGAACCCCUCCUAACGGAUUACGCUUUGGUCCCCGUUGUCAACAGAGAUCACGCCCAACAGUUCAUGGUGGCAUUCAAGUCCCCUGAAUUCACCCAAUACGAUCGGACCACCAGGAAGACUGAUGUGUGGAGCCUUGGAAUCCUGAUCCUCGAGCUCCUCACAGGGAAGUUUCCGGCGAACUAUCUGAUACAAGGAAAGGCUGUUCCGGCGAACUAUCUGAUACAAGGAAGGGUGUUAACGCAGAUUUGUCGACAUGGGUAAACUCGGUUGUGAGGGAAGAGUGGAAAGGGGAAGUGUUUGACAAGGAUAUGAGGGGAGGAAAGAGAGGCGAAGGUGAGAUGCUGAAGUUAUUGAAGAUUGGGAUGUGUUGCUGUGAAUGGAAUAUGAAGAAGAGGUGGGAACUGCAAAUGGCGGUGGAGAAAAUUGAAGAGUUGAAGGAGAGUGAAGUACUGAUAGCAUUGAAGAUUACUCAGUAUGUGACCGAAGCCGCGUUUUACUCAUCCAUGGCAAUAACAGAAGAUGAAUUUUCCUUCUCAGUAAAUGGUUGAGCUGAUCCAGCCUGAGCCUGCACUCAAGAAACUUGAACAGAAGCAAUGGAGAUUGAUGGGUUGAGGUAGGCAGGUUAGCCAGCAAAUGGGAGGUGAUUUAACUAAGAGAAUCCAAUUCCUAGAAAAUGGCAUAUGCCACAACAUGCAUGAGUCUUGAUGCGUGACGUUAUGAUCCAAGUCCUUAUCUAACUUCCAAUUUGUAUCUUCCUGGAAUUUGUCCAUCAUCUCCAACUCUAAGGUACCGCUGCCUUUUGUUUUUAUCUUCUGCUUUCUGCUGUAAAUGUUUGCUGUUUCUUCAUAGUCAAGGUGAUCUUAAAUCAUAAAAAGCUGGUGGGUUAAUCUGGAUUCAGAUUCUGAUGAUUUGGUAUCAGAUUCAUCUCAACAGGCAAGUGCUACUAUAAUGUUUUAGAAGUCAAAUUAUUCUUCUUCUCCUACACUUGAUGGAUCAUCCUCAUCCUUCCU